AUGUCAAAUAGCAACACAUCAACUGAACCAGUGAUUCAUGCAGAAAUUGAGAAUGAAGAAUUUGACAAAGUUGAAGAAAAGAUUGAAGAAGAAUUAGAACAAGAACAUGAAAAGAUUGAAGAAGAGAAAAUUAAACCAGAAAAAGAAAAGAUAAUUGAAUAUGACAAUAAAAUUGAUCCAAUAGUUGAUAAUUAUAUUAAUUCAUUAGUAAACACUAAAGCAAUGAUUCGAUCUGAUAUUGAAACAAGAAUGUUAGCAAUUAUUAUGUCAUGUAAGGCAUGUAAUAGUGAAGAAAAAGCAAAGCAAAUAAUUGAACAAAAACUUGAAGAAAGACCAAUGGAAUAUGAUAUUGUUUCUAAUGUUAAAAGAUUAAAGAAAGCAUAUAAUGUAGAGAAAAUAGAUAAUAAGUUAUAUGGAGGUAGUUUGUUUAAAAAGACAUUAGUUCAAGAUUCAGCACUUGAACAAAGUGAUGCAAAAAUGGAAAAAAAGAAGAAAAAGAGAGAAGAAAUGGAAGAAAAGAAAAGAAAACAAUUAUACGAAAAUGCUGGAUUAGUAUCUGCACCAACUAUUUCAGUUAAUAAAGCUAAAGUUGAUAGUAAUUGUAAAGAUGUUAAACAAGAUAAUAUAAGUAUUGCAUAUGGUAAACAUCUUAUUCUUGAAGAUGCAGAUUUAACAUUAGCACAUGGAAGAAGAUAUGGACUUAUUGGUAGAAAUGGAUGUGGAAAAUCUACAUUAAUGAGAGUUAUUGCUACAAGAAAUGUUGCAAUUCCUGAUAAUAUGACAAUGCAAUUUAUUGAACAAGAAGUUGAUGGAGAUGAUCGUUCAGUUUACCAAACAGUUUAUGAAGCAAAUGUUGAAUUAGUUCAAUUAUAUGCAGAUCUUGCAGAACUUGAAAAAGAACCAUUGAUGCAGAUACAGCAGAAUCAAGAAUUAAAUCAAUUCUCACAGGUCUUCAAUUUACUCAAAAAGAUUUUGAAAGACCAACAAAAGAAUUUUCAGGAGGAUGGAGAAUGA
This is a messenger RNA of Entamoeba nuttalli P19, 1014 nucleotides long. RefSeq names its product non-transporter ABC protein, putative. Gene Ontology annotation, molecular function: ATP hydrolysis activity; ATP binding. The transcript has 2 exons. Lineage: Eukaryota; Evosea; Mastigamoebida; Endamoebidae. Bases 1 to 1014 code for a protein of 337 amino acids. The record is from RefSeq and is a predicted model, not a curated record.